Messenger RNA from Loxodonta africana (African savanna elephant), 7254 nucleotides. It is a transcript of the gene MAP3K6, whose product is annotated as mitogen-activated protein kinase kinase kinase 6. The record is from RefSeq and is a predicted model, not a curated record. Gene Ontology annotation, biological process: MAPK cascade; protein phosphorylation; cellular response to stress. Gene Ontology annotation, molecular function: MAP kinase kinase kinase activity; ATP binding. Bases 3060 to 7046 code for a protein of 1328 amino acids. Lineage: Eukaryota; Metazoa; Chordata; Mammalia; Proboscidea; Elephantidae. The transcript has 28 exons.
GGGAAAAAUCUAAGAGGGCAGAGCUGGGAUAUAGGUUUCAGCUCCAUUCAAAGAAGGCCUUCCUACCAGUCAGGAAGGUGGAAGGGACUGCCUCUUAAGGGAGUGAGGCUUCCAUCUCUGAAAGUGUGCAAGUCAAGGCCAGAGGGGCACUCAGUGGAGGUCAAGGAGGAGAUUCAAGCAUCCACCGACAAUUCCCUGGGUCCUCUAGGUCCUACAAGUGGAUGGUUUUGUGGCAGAAAUUGCACAGCUUUCUCACCCUUUGUUGCCUAGGUGUCUGUUCCUUCUAAGUUGUCCAUUCUCCAUCCCAGCCUCUGUUGUAAUCUAAUUUCUCAUCCUCUGCUAUUUCUUUUGUGUGUGUGUGCGCUUUAGAUGAAGGUUUAUAGAGAAAAUUAGUUUCUCUUUAAACAAUUAAUACACAUAUUGUUUUGUGACAUUGGUUGCCAACCCCACGCUGUGUCAACACUCUCACCUUCUCGACCUUCGUUUCCCCAUUACCAGCUUCCCGGUCCCCUCCUGCCCUUUCGUCCUUGCCCCUGGGCUGGUGUGCCCAUUUAGUCUCACUUUGUUUUAUGGGCCUGUCUAAUCUUUGGCUGAAAGGUAAACCUCAGGAGUGACUUCAGUACUGAGUUAACAGGGUGUCCAAGGGGCAUACUCUUGGGGUUUCUCCAGUCUCUGUCAGACCAGUAACUCUGGUCUUUUUAUGUGAGUUAGAAUUUUGUUCUACAUUUUUCUCCAGCUCUGUUAGGGACUCUCUAUUGUGAUCCCUGUCAGAGCAGUCAGUGGUGACCCUCUGCUAUUUCUCCCAUUAGGGGCUGGUUUGAACCUAGGGUCAAACCAAGGAAGGUACAUUUUUCUUCCAUGGUGGCAAUGGGACAGUAAAACAGUAGCCACUGAGCUAGCACUUAGGAGGUUAGUUUGUUCAAAGCCACAUUCUAGUAAGUGGCAAAAAAAGAGAUGGUUAGGAGUCAGAUAUCUGAAGUUACAGGUAGUCCUGGGUUUGAAUCUUGCUCUGUCAUGUAGCUAAGCAAUCUUGGACAAAUUACUCAACUUCUUCGAGUCCCCAGUUCCUGACUUCAGGGUCUACUGAGAUUUACACUAGGUUGCUGCCUCAGUCUCUUGCUAAUUCAUGCUGGAGGGUUAGGGAUUCUUGGAGAUUGAAAGCUGGGAAGGGCUGGAGUUUCUCGGUUCUCCUUCAGGUGGGUAGAGAAAUGUUUGCAGUGGGUGUGGUGCAAUAGAUUGCUUUUAUAUGGCCUUUCUUGCCAUGGUCUUGUAACUCCCACCAAAUGAUUGGGUGGGACUAUGCAAACAAACUGCUUGGACAGCUUGCUAAUGAUGCCUUAAGGUGUAUGGAACCCCUGUUGGGUGUGGGACCAUGCAAAUAAGGUGUAUGGAACCCUAACAAGGGGAUUGGUCAGUUUCAUCAUAUCAGGAGGCUUAAAAGAGAGCCAAUCCCAGAGCAGAAAGGAGAGCUAGGAGUGGAGUGUGGGGUCCCUGCACUGAGAACCUUCUAGACCCAGGAGACAGAGAGAGAGAGAGCUGCAACAGAGAUGGUGAGAUUACUAGACACGGUGAGAAGCAGUGGCAGCACAGGGAGCAGAACCAGAAGAUCAGCAUGAGAAGGUGCGGUGGGCUUCCCAGCCUGCGCAGCAAGGCGGCUACAGUGGGUGUGCCGACCCAUGGCGUGAGAGAGCUGAGUGCCUCUCUGGGGAGGCUUACUGGCAGAGUGGGGUGCCUUUGGGCACUUAUUGGCAGAGCUAAAGAGAUUUGUAACACUUGACUGAGCAGGGCAGAGGUGAUGCCUAUCACCAGAGAGAGGCCUGUCUUUGGGCACAGCUGAGCAAAGGCUGUCCUGAUCAGAGAACUGUAUCCUGAGUCAUUCCUGAUCCUGAAUUGUUACCCUACUUCCCUAAUAAACUCCAUAAUCGUGAGUAUUGUCUGUGAGUUCUGUGUGGCCAUUGCAAUGAAUUAUCGAACCCAGCAAAGAAGUAGAGAGCGCCACGGGAGGGACAGCUGGUGUCAGAAUUAGUAAAAGGGUUGGACAGACGAGGUAUGUCUGACCACCUUAUAGGAAUCAGCCUUGGGCGGUUGAUCUUGAUUCUCCUUGCCCCUUGUGAAGUUAGAAGUCAGACACCCUUGACCUGUCAUUUUUACAGUGGGGAAGGCUUUCUCAGGUCCCAUCUUCAGGUUCUGGGUGGAGGUCAGAGGUCAGGAGGGCUCCACUGUAGGUUGGCUUCUAGGGAAAGGAGUCCCCUCUGGCAAGAGGGCAAAGGCCCUAGCUCAGAUGCCAAGUCCCAUACCAGGGUUGAGGGUCUACUGGCAGCCCAAGGAGCAGGCUCCCCCGUCCCCAACCCCGUUUCAAGGUCCUGGAGGACACCCACUGUUCCCGGUUCUGCACACGCUGGUGUCUCCGUGGAGACACCUUUCAACAGAUCCCUGCACGCAGGGCCUGCAAUUCACACCUCUUCCCUAUCGCUGGCCUGGGCACACAUCCUAUGAGCGCCAGCUGUGGUCAGUCCACAGUGGUUGGCGUGCACACCAGCACAGGCUGUUCCGGAAGCGGCCAGGCUGAGAGAUUCUGGCGGGAGAAGGGGGAGGGAGAGGCCGAGUCCCAGGCUGCUAGGGAGCGGAGCUGCCUGAGGGGUGAGGGUGGAGCUUUCCCGGCCUGCCGGCCGGGAAGGGGCUGGACCGAACCUACAAGUGAAGGCAGGGGAGAGCGUCGGCGGGCGGUCCCCAGUAACAUCUGGGUGCAGACGCAGCCCGACCGAUUCCUGGGAUCCCCCUCGUGAUCCUGAGCUACAGAUUACCAGAUACCGCAGAUUUCCGGGACACACUUCUCGAUUCCAGACCCUCAGGACCUUACAAGUCCGAGCCCAGAUUCCACCCCGGAGUCCAGAUUCUCCGAACGAGACCUUCGACUGGACUGCGGAUUCCCAGGUCCCUCGGGAAAUUCCCUUAUCCCGACCGGAUUUCCGAUCCCGAGAUCCCUGGAUUCGCCGUCCCCGGCUCCUGUCCCGCCCCGGGUUCCCAGAGCCUGGCGCCCCGAGCCUGAGCGCCCCCGCAUGGCGGGGACGUGCUCGCGGUCUGCGGCCCUGGAGCGUGCCGGCAGCUGCUGGCAGGACCCCCUGGCCGAGGCGCUGAGCCGGGGCCGGGCGCCCGCAGCGUCCUCCGGCCGGGGCUGCGCACGGAGCCGGCCGCUCAGCGUGGUCUACGUGCUGACCCGGGAGCAGCGGCCCGCGGCCGAGACCGGAGCUGGAGCCGAGGCCGAGCCGCUGCCCCUGCGCUGCCUGCGCGACGCCUGCGCGCAGCUCCAGGGGCCACGGCCGUCGCCGCAGCUGCGCAGCCUGCCCUUCGGGACGCUGGCGCUGGGCGACACGGCCGCCCUCGACUCCUUCUACAACGCGGAUGUGGUAGUGCUGGAGGUGAGCAGCUCUCUGGUGCAGCCCUCCCUCUUCUACCACCUCGGUGUGCGAGAGAGCUUCAGCAUGACCAACAACGUACUCCUCUGCUCUCAGGCCGACCUGCCUGACCUGCAGGCCCUCCGGGAUGAUGUUUUCCAGAAGAACUCGGAUUGUGUUGGCAGCUACACACUGAUUCCUUAUGUGGUGACGGCCACCGGUCGGGUGCUGUGUGGUGAUGCAGGUGUCCUGAGGGGCCUGGCUGAUGGGCUGGUGCAGGCAGGGGUGGGCACUGAGGCCCUGCUUACACCGCUGGUAGGCCGGCUGGUCCGCCUGCUGGAAGCCACACCCACAGACUCUUGUGGCUAUUUCCGGGAGACCAUUCGGCAGGACAUCCGGCGGGCACGGGAGCGGUUCAGUGGGCAGCAGCUCCGGCAGGAGCUGGCUCGCCUGCAGCGGGGACUGGACAGCGUGGAGCUGCUGAGCCCCGACAUUGUCAUGAACCUGCUGCUCUCCUACCGUGACGUGCAGGACUACUCAGCUAUCAUUGAGCUGGUGGAGACGCUGCAGGCCUUGCCCACCUGUGAUGUGGCCGAGCAGCAUAAUGUCUGCUUCCACUACACAUUUGCCCUCAACCGGAGGAACAGGCCUGGGGACCGUGAAAAGGCACUGGCCGUGCUGCUGCCACUGGUACAGUUUGAAGGUUCUGUGGCACCUGACCUGUACUGCAUGUGUGGCCGUGUCUACAAAGACAUGUUCUUCAGCUCUGGCUUCCAGGAUGCUGGGCACCGGGAGCAGGCCUAUCACUGGUAUCGAAAGGCCUUUGAGGUGGAGCCCAGCCUCCACUCAGGCAUCAAUGCAGCUGUGCUCCUCCUUGCUGCUGGGCAGCGCUUCGAGGACUCUGAGGAGCUCCGGCUCAUAGGCAUGAAGCUGGGUUGCCUGCUGGCCCGCAAAGGCUGUGUGGAGAAGAUGCAGUAUUACUGGGAUGUAGGCUUCUACCUGGGAGCCCAGAUCCUCGCCAAUGACGCCACCCAGGUGGUGCUGGCUGCAGAGCAGCUAUACAAGCUCAAUGCCCCCAUCUGGUAUCUGGUGUCAGUGAUGGAAACAUUCCUGCUCUACCAGCACUUCAGACCCACCCCGGAGCCCCUCGGAGGGCCCCCGCGCCGUGCCCACUUCUGGCUCCACUUCUUGCUACAGUCCUGCAAGCCAUUCAAGCCUGCCUCUCCUCAAGAGGAUCAGUGCUUGGUGCUGGUCUUGGAGCUAAACAAGGUGCUGCUCCCUGCGAGGCUCGAGGUUCAGGGUGCGGACCCAGUGAGCGCUGUGACUCUCAGCCUGUUGGAGCCGGAGACCCAGGUGAAGUCACUGCCGAGUACCCUCACUCACCGAUACGCACCUUUCUGUCGAGCCUUUCUCCCAUCCCCAGGUCGCUCUUCCAGUCCCCAGCACCUCCUCAGAUUCCCUUGCUUCCCGCAGAACAAGCCCUCCAGCUGGACCUUCCCAGUCGCCUCUGUCUGCGGCGUCAGCACCUCCAAGCGGGACGAGCGCUGCUGCUUCCUCUACGUGCUUCCCCCGGCUCAGGACGUCCAGCUGUGCUUCCCCAGCGUAGGGCACUGCCAGUGGUUCUGCGGCCUGAUCCAGACCUCGGUGACGAAUCCGGAUUCCACGGCGCCCGCGGAAGGGGCGGAGGGCGUGGGGGAGGUGCUGGAGUUUGACUAUGAGUACUCAGAGACCGGCGAACGUCUGGUUCUGGGCAAGGGCACGUAUGGGGUGGUGUACGCAGGCCGCGAACGACACACGAAAGUGCGCAUCGCCAUCAAAGAGAUCCCAGAGCGGGACAGCAGGUUCUCUCAGCCCCUGCAUAAAGAGAUCGCUUUGCACAAACGCCUGCGACACAAGAACAUCGUGCGCUAUCUGGGAUCAGCCAGCCAGGGUGGCUACCUCAAGAUCUUCAUGGAGGAAGUGCCUGGAGGCAGCCUCUCUUCCUUGCUGCGGUCAGUGUGGGGACCCCUGAAGGACAAUGAGAGCACCAUCAGUUUCUAUACCCGCCAGAUACUUCAGGGACUCAGCUAUCUGCAUGACAACCACAUCGUGCACCGGGAUAUCAAGGGGGACAAUGUGCUGAUCAACACCUUCAGUGGGCUGCUCAAGAUUUCUGACUUUGGCACCUCCAAGCGGCUGGCAGGCAUCACACCCUGCACUGAGACCUUUACAGGAACCCUGCAGUAUAUGGCCCCAGAAAUCAUUGACCAAGGCCCACGAGGGUAUGGGAAGGCGGCUGACAUCUGGUCAUUGGGCUGCACUGUAAUUGAGAUGGCCACAGGUCGCCCGCCCUUCUAUGAACUAGGGAGCCCACAGGCUGCCAUGUUUCAGGUGGGCAUGUACAAGGUGCAUCCGCCAAUGCCCAAAUCUCUGUCUGCUGAGGCCCAAGCCUUCCUCCUCCAAACUUUUGAGCCAGACCCCCGCCUCCGAGCCAGUGCCCAAGCUCUGUUGGGAGACCCUUUCCUGCAGCCUGGGAAGAAGAGCCGCAGCCCCAGCUCCCCUCGCCAUGCUCCACUGCCCUCAGAUGUCCCUUCAGCCAGCCUCACUCCCUCAGCUGACUCAACCACCCAGUCCCAGACAUUCCCGUGCUCUCAGGCACCCUCACAGCACCCGCCCAGCCCUCCGAAGCGCUGCCUCAGUUACGGGGGCACCAGCAGGCUCCGGGUGCCCGAGAAGCCCGGGGCCGAGGAACCCCCUUCCCCUGAGGAGAGUUCGGGGCUGAGUCUGCUGCACCAAGAGAGCAAGCGCCGGGCCAUGCUGGCGGGGGUGCUGGAGCAGGAGCUGUCUGUGCUGGCGGACAGUCUGCGCCUGGAGCAGGAACAGGGUCCUCAGCUUGGCAGGAAUCAGGUGGAACAGCUACUGCGCUGCCUCCGGGCACAUAUCCACACUCCCAACCGCCGGCAGCUGGCCCAGGACCUGCGGGCCCUACAAAGGCAGCUGCGGGCCCAGGGCCUUGGGCCUGGGCUUCUUCAAGGACCACUCUUUGCCUUCCCGGAUGCGGUGAAGCAGGUCCUCCGCAGGCGCCAGAUCCGCCCACACUGGAUGUUCGUGCUGGACUCGCUGCUUAGCCGCGCUGUCCGGGCAGCCUUGGCUGUGCUAGGCCCGGAGGUGGAGAAGGAGGUAGACUCCCAGCUGUCAGAGGAGCCGACUAAAGACAAGGGGUCCCAGACGAAGCAACAGGAGACCCUCGUUCAGUGUAACCCGCUCCCGAAGGAGCCUGAGUAUGGACCCCCGCCUCUGAUGGUGCAGCUGGGCCUCUUGCGAGCAGAGACUAAUAGGCUUCGAGCUGUCCUGGCCGAGAAGGAACGAGAGUGCCAGGCCCUGAUGCAACGGGCUCUACAGCGGGUGGAUGGGGAGGCCCUGGCCUCUGAGCCCCCAGCUGCUUUCCCAGCAGACCAAGGCCUGGUACAGUGGCUGCAGGAACUGAGUGUGGAUGCUGUCACCAUCCAGACGCUGCUGAACCACAGCUUCAGCCUCCAUGCCCUGCUCACCUGUGUCACUCGAGAUGACCUCAGUUACACCCACAUCAGGGGAGGGAUGGUGUGCCGAAUCUGGAGAGCCAUCUUGGAGCAGCGAGCAGGAGCCUUACCAGGCACCCAGGAGGCUGAAUGAGGGCAUCAGAGGCAGGAGGCCAGAUGCAAGGAUGGAAGAAUGGACACAACACAAGCAGCUUCUGACAUACCCACUCCAGGACCUAGGGGCAAGUGGAGGAAGCCUGGUGGGGCCCAGGCCCAGCUCCAAUGGAGGCAACCAACCACAGAGGCACGCUGAGCACACUGAGCACUGCCAGGCAAAGACUAUUAAACAAAAUGUUUUUAUA